ACUACCCUGUGCAGUCGUUGGUCAACUUGUCAUGCAUGUUCCAUUUAAAAAGUAAAUGAUAAAAAAAUAUCUAUACGUUUAGUCAAAAACUAUUAUUAUUAAUCCAUAACUUGUAAGAGUAAAGGUUUCUCUCUUUUUUUUCUUUUCUUUUUCUUUUUUUCUUUUUUUUUCUUUAUCUUGACGGUAUUUCAAGGAUACAUACUUAGGGAUUUUGUGGCACAUAUCAUUAUUAAGUAAAUCCUCAUCAUCCAACGGACAUUGUCGAUUGAUCACGGAAGUUAUCGAUAUUUGUCCUGUUGAAAAUGGCGGCUACCAGGAGGAAUAUUGGAGUAUAAACAACAUUAUUAAAUUGUAAUAUAAUCACAACCUUAUGUAAUUGAUUGUCUGCUCUUCAGUGUUUUGGUUGUGAAGCAAGCUGUAUGAUGAUUGUAACUGUGAGCCCACUGAGCGAUGGCUGAAGGAUGGAUUCAUCAACGACUCGAGCGACCUCUGGUGUCUUGUCAGCAGCAGGGAGAACCAUCCGACAGUCUCUCCGCACCAAGGCCAGGAACCAGCUGCUUCCGAAGAACAAUGUGGUUGGUGUUAAGUCCGGUCUGCUGUCCAAGUCGCUGGCCUCGCACGCACAACAGGCCAAGUCUGUGUCGAGCAAGGUGAACAACACGUCGGCAGCAACAACGGCCCGGUCCAUUCUCACAUCGAGGGUAGGCCUGCCGCCUAAAACCCAGACUUUGAGAGAACUGCUGGCAUCAACACCGGGAUUUAGCAUGAAGCCAAGGAACAGAUCUACGAAGCGGAAAAGCCUCGCUGCUCAAAUUGAACAGACGAAGGAAGGAUGCAUUGAUCUGUCACCGGACUCCAUUCUCGUCAACACAAAUGUCAAGGCUUUACUCAACAGUGAAACGUUCCGAACAUUGCCGCAGGCCUAUCAGUAUAAGUUGAUCACAUUACUCCCUGAAUGUGACAAGCUUGUGCCAUCGGACAACACACUUAGAAUGAGUCCGACAGCUCUGAACAAUGAGUUCUUUGCGAAAGCGUUACAGGAGUGGAGAGAUCGCCUCGCUGAUGGCGAGUUCACACCAGAAAACCAGCAGCGCUUGAAACAGGAGGAAGAGAAGGAUCAGAACAAACUCGACCCGUGGAAGGCUAAAUACUUCGAGCCAGUUUGGGGUCAGAGGGUGUUGACCGAUAUUCCGAAGGCGACCGGACCGUCCCCAGUGAAACCUUCAUCCCCGCUUCCAACUCCCAAGGUCAAGCCGCUGAUUAUCAAAAAGAAGAUGCUGGUUUCCUCCAUACUACGGCGACAGGCCGUUUCCAAGGAGAUGGCCGCAAGUGUGGAAAGAGUGUGUUCCCCAAGUGGCAUCGGUUCUCCAAACAAUGUGUUGCCUAGCAACGGUUCCCAGGUUGGGUUGCUGACAACCGUGGCUGAGCCCGUGUCUGUGCGUUGUUCGGAGAGUGUGACGCCUGUGGUGAAGACGGAGCAGGUUGUGGAACCUCUCAUCAUCAGACUGGACCCCGCACCCGAUGACAGUCCCUCUUCCGCGAAGAGGGCGCGCAUAGCACUCACCCAGAAACAGGCUCAGGCCAGGACUCUCGCCCAAAUCAAAGCUCAAACAGAGGCUGCACGGAUGCAGAAAUCUCAGCCCUCUAACAAUGUUAUUCCUGUGUGCAGCAUAUCUCCGGUGGUUCAGUCGAUAGUCGUGACGACAGCGGCUCCUCAGGUUGUGCAGUACAGCAGUGUUGGUGGCAAGGCUGUGACGGCCCCCGUGACCGUGGUUAGUGUCACGUCACCACUCAGAAUGCAACAGUGUCACACGAGAACUCUCGCGCAGAUCAAGGCUCAGACACAAGCUGCUAAAGGUCACCCGUCUGUUACAGUCGUACACCCGACUCCUGUCCGAGCAGUGCUACAGAACGCGUCGGUCCGCAGCCUGCUAACGGGGGCCAGUCCUUCCAUCAAGAUGCCCAUGCAGGCGCAGACGAGAACUUUGGCUCAAAUCAAGGCUCAGACAAGGGCACGAGCUCAGCGCGGGACAGCAGUCAGUCAACAAGAGACGGAACUGAGUGGUAGUCCGUCACCUUCCAUGAAAAACCAUCCAAACAUUCUGCUGACUGGCGGUCAGUCUCGCAUACAGCCUGGGGUGAAGAGUCCCGCGUUGACCAGUCCUGCCAAGUCCGACGUGUCCAAGAAUAACAAUGGUAUCAACUUACAGCGCUCCUUGGCAAUAUGUCAGCAGGAACUGGAGAAGAGUUUAAGCAAGGGAAGUAACCCUGUUUCUCCGGUUUCUCAACAGAAUCAACCAUGUGCGUCUAAGUUGUUAUUUUCUCAAGACAUGGGUACAACUACAUCGCCGCAGAGUGACCAAUCAGUGACGCUCGACUCGAGUAGGUCUUCUACUCCUAUACUAUCAGGAAUCGUUCCCUCGGCCUCAUCACCCAUGUUGGGGCAGAUUGUGACUCUCUCCUCGAAAGGUCUGCCCAUCAUCUCGGAGUGCCCUACCACUCCUACCAAGCAAAUCAUAUUCGUCACGGCCAAUAACGUGCUUAAUCAGAACACAGUGUUGUUUGUUAGUGAACCUCAGCCAGUGAGAUCUGUGUCCAAUUCCGUGAACAAGAUGACAACCAUUGCGGCCCCGAUUCCUACAAAAGUGCUUACAAUUCCCGCAGUUUCUGCCUCGUGCACUAAUUCUCAAGGUGUCAGGAGGAUAACUCAUGAAAACCUUCGUGCAAUGCUGGCCAAGUCUCCGCCACGGGCGUCUAGCGCCCCGCCAAACAACAUCGGUCAGGCUAACCUCGUGACUAUUGUCAGACCGGCCAGUGUGGGGGACAACUCCCACGAAUCACAGCAGAACAAUCCUGUGAACAACCAUGGCGAAAUCGUCCUCAAUCUCAAUUCCGAAGAGAUCAAUUUUUUAUCGAACAUUGGCACUGCUACUCGAGUAAACCCUGACCGGUCUCCUCACCACGUUAUUCGACUGUCUGCCGCCCCCCAGUCUGCUGUGUCUGGCAACAUCAACGUCCAGAGCUUGUCUCUUGCCAACAGCCAGAACAGCAGCAGUAGCAGUGUCAUGUCCCUCCCUGUAACAGCAGCGGCAGGACAGGUUGUGUCGGGGGUAGAGACCAGAGUGGCCAGCUUACUCACUAAUCCUGUUUCUGUGCUGCCCACGUCUUUGGGCUCAAACAUUCAACGGGUAUCGGGUUCCUCCAGUGUUGCCACGGUGAUUUUGCAACCUACCAUGGGGACGGCGUUGGGUUCGACAGUGACGUCAGUGCCUGUAGUGGACAGCGCGCCCAGUGUGGGCCAGACAGCGUGCGCCUGUAGUCUGAAGGCACUCGUCAUGUGUAAGAAAUGUGGUGCUUUCUGUCACGACGACUGCAUCGGGCCGUCGCGACUCUGCGUCACCUGCCUGAUCACCACCUGACGAGGAUCUCCUUGUUUAUUAUUAUUAUAUUCUGUGUGUAAUUUUAUUUAAGAUAAUGAUUGUGCUGUUUAUUUUCUUCUUCCCGUGGAUUAAUAAAGCAAAAUAUGUCAUUA
Gigantopelta aegis is the source of this 3532-nucleotide messenger RNA. RefSeq names its product polycomb protein Asx-like. The transcript has 9 exons. Gene Ontology annotation, biological process: positive regulation of transcription by RNA polymerase II; animal organ morphogenesis. The record is from RefSeq and is a predicted model, not a curated record. Gene Ontology annotation, cellular component: PR-DUB complex. NCBI's taxonomy places the organism in Eukaryota, Metazoa, Mollusca, Gastropoda, Neomphalida, Peltospiridae. Gene Ontology annotation, molecular function: chromatin binding; DNA binding. The coding region runs from base 462 to 3419 and encodes 985 amino acids.